AAAAGUGGUAUACAGUGAAUUAGGGAUGGAAAAAGAAAAAGAAUUUCAAUAAAAAAAUUUUAGGUCAUCCAAAUGAGCUUCAUGGCUCUUGCUCAAACGAAAUCCUUGGCGUCUAAUUUUGAGAAUCAAAAGGCUACGUUGUUUUGAAAAGGGAUUGUCAGUAAGAGUACCCUUCAUACAUGUACUAACACCUCUCUUGUUCAAUUGGCCAAUUUUGUUGUCAUGUGUCUGCCCAACAACAUGCUUGUUGGUCCUAGACCUUUUCACUCUUUGUCCAUUAGCCAAUUUAAUUGCCUUUUCGAUCUAUCGUAGAAAAUAUUGGCUGGUCCGAUCCCUUUAUCUCUAGUGUUGUCGUACGUCAGCAUGUUUCUUAAGCAUCGGGCUAAAAGUGAGGGAGGAGAUCCAAGUCCAACAAUAAAUGGAGAUGCAUUUUCAAUAUGGAAUUCUGAUGGAAGGGCUGCAUAUAAAGACAUCAUUAAAGCAACAAACAAUUUCAGCGCCAAAUAUUGCACGGCUUCGAGUGGCUAUGCCAAUGUUUAUAGAGCUGAGUUGCCAAAUAGAGUGGUUGCCUUGAAGAAAUUUCACCCAGGGAAAGCAGAGGAACUAGCUUUCGACGAGAGUUUCAAGAAUGAUCUUAAGGCGUUAACAGAAAUAAGACACAGAAACAUUGAAAGGAUUUAUGGGUUUUGCAUGCAUGGUCAAUGCAUGUUUUUGAUCUAUCAAUACAUAGAAAGUAGAAGCUUAUUUUGUGUCCUUAGAAAUGACGUUGAAGCUGUGGAAUUAGAUUGGCUUAAAAGGGUGGACAUCAUCAAAAGCAUGUCACAUGCUUUGUCUUACCUUCACCAUGACUGCAUUUCACCCAUUCUUCAUCGAGACUUCUCAAGUAAAAACAUUCUCUUGAACUUAGAACUAGAGGUUUUUGUUUCUAACUUUGGAAAUGCUAGGCUUUUGGAUCCAACUGGUUCAUCCAAUUAUACCAUACAUGCUAGCACUCAUGGUUAUAUUGCCCCAGAGCUUGCCUACACGAUGGUUGUGACAGAAAAAUGUGAUGUUUAUAGCUUUGGGGUUGUGGCAUUAGAAGUACUAAUGGGAAGGCAUCCUGGAGAACUAUUGACAUUGUCAUCAUCCCCAUCUUUUUUUCAAAAUGUGAUGCUCAAUGCCAUAUUAGAUACACGUUUGUCGCCUCCAAGAAGCAAAAAUGUUAUCCAGAGUAUUGUGGUUGCUACUAGACUUGCAUUUGCUUGCUUGCAUGUAAACCCCGAGUUUAGACCAACAAUGAGAUUAGUGUCUCAACAAUUUGUUGGUCGCCAAAGACCACUUUUGAAGCCUUUUCAAGCUAUUUCUCUAUUGGAACUGGUGAAUGGAGAAUCUCAACAAAAAGUUACAUGUCAUCCCAAUGAAUAUCAUGGUUCUUCUCCAAAUGAAAUCCUUGAUGUCUAAUUUGGGAAUCAAAAGGCAACUUUGAUUUGAUAAGGGAUUGUCAAUCAAAGGAGUACCCUUCAAUGAGUGUCUAUAACAGUAAUAUACGUUUAGUUGCCUU
Rubroshorea leprosula is the source of this 1540-nucleotide messenger RNA. Lineage: Eukaryota; Viridiplantae; Streptophyta; Magnoliopsida; Malvales; Dipterocarpaceae. The record is from the annotation of a GenBank genome assembly.